This is a messenger RNA of Coregonus clupeaformis (lake whitefish), 594 nucleotides long. RefSeq names its product UPF0691 protein C9orf116 homolog. The transcript is spliced from 3 exons. The record is from RefSeq and is a predicted model, not a curated record. Gene Ontology annotation, cellular component: axonemal microtubule. Gene Ontology annotation, biological process: axoneme assembly. Bases 79 to 474 code for a protein of 131 amino acids. Lineage: Eukaryota; Metazoa; Chordata; Actinopteri; Salmoniformes; Salmonidae.
UUGGUAGCAACUAACUUAAACAGUAGCCUACUCCUUGUUGUCGUGUGCAUCGGGACCGGAAUACCUCGUCUCAUAAUCAUGGAUUCUGAAAACUAUGUGGAAACUCAUCCAUCAGAUGACAAUGAAUCUAUGAAAACCAGUGACGUUUACAAAGUGGACAGAAAUCUUCCUAAGCGUUUUAAUAACCCCGAUUGCUUUCAAGGCUACAGUACGAAGAAAAACCACCCAUUCUACCAGACAUCAAGCCAAAUAUAUGGAAGCAAGAGGCCAACCGUUCAUGAAAUGCCUACAACUUUUAAUGGCAGUUAUCGGAAGUUUUCAGAACACAUGCUGAAAAGUGGGAUGUUCAGAGAUAACGGUUUCAACACGUCCAUUGAGAAGAGCAAAAUCACAGGACACGACACCAUCCCCAUGUUUCAGGACAGGAUCAACUUUAAUUAUGCAUACGACAGUGGGAGUGGUCCAAAGAAUUGAAAACAUUACUCCACCUACCCUAAUUGAUUUUCAUUGUGACAUUUGUAUGCCAUUUAUUCUCUUUGUCUUUUAUAGGAUCAAUUCCUUUCAUGAGUAUUAAAACAUCAUACAGAACAUUCA